Oncorhynchus tshawytscha (Chinook salmon) is the source of this 4420-nucleotide messenger RNA. Its product is annotated as serine/threonine-protein phosphatase 4 regulatory subunit 2-A. Lineage: Eukaryota; Metazoa; Chordata; Actinopteri; Salmoniformes; Salmonidae. Gene Ontology annotation, biological process: protein dephosphorylation. The transcript has 9 exons. Gene Ontology annotation, cellular component: nucleus; protein phosphatase 4 complex; cytoplasm. The record is from RefSeq and is a predicted model, not a curated record. Gene Ontology annotation, molecular function: protein phosphatase regulator activity. Bases 269 to 1498 code for a protein of 409 amino acids.
GUCAAACCAAUCCCAAAGAAGAAGGCCGGUUUGCCAGACAUACUCUGACUGGACAUGCCCAGUUGUGUGUGUAGCUAACGUUAGCUAGCAAGUGUGAGUCAAACGGCGCCACAAACUCACUGGGAUGCAUUGUUGCUAGCUAGCGGUAGCUAGCUUUUUCUGAUUUCCUGUCGCUGGUGUGUAGGGGACUUCGGUUGCCAUAAAAUAGCUUACGUUACAACCAUGGAAAUCGACACACUUUUGGAGGGUUUUACGGUUUCCUAUUUUCAUGCAUCUACGUUCAGACUUCGAGAAGAAAGGGAAGAAAGAUGCCUGCCCUGCCCUGGAUCAAUUUCUGUGUCAUGUCGCCAAAACGGGAGAAACGAUGAUUUCAUGGUCACAGUUCAAAAGUUAUUUCCUGUUUAAACUUGAGAAGGUAAUGGAUGACUUCAGAGCCUCGACACCAGACCAGCGAGGGCCAGCCAAUCCUAAUGUGGAGUACAUUCCAUUUGAAGAGAUGAAGGAGAGGAUUCUCAAAAUCGUAGAAGGAUACAACGGGAUUCCGUUCACCAUCCAGCGUCUGUGUGAGUUACUGACUGAGCCAAAGAGGAACUACACAGGAACAGACAAGUUCCUCAGGGGAGUGGAGAAGAAUGUGAUGGUGGUCAGCUGUGUGUGUCCUACGUCAGAGAAAAAUGGGGCAACCAGUGUUAAUAGAAUGAAUGGAGUGAUGUUCCCUGGCAAUACCACUAUUUAUUCAGAAAGGAAUGUAAAUGGACCAGGCACCCCAAGGCCACUGAACAGACCAAAGCUAUCACUAUCCACCUCUCUGGCUACAAACGGUCUCCCUGACAGCACAGACGAUAAGGAGCCACUCACAGAACAAGAGGAGGAGCAUGUUGUCAGUGAUUCCUCGGUAUCGGAAAGUGAUGCCACACAGAGCAGUCCGAUGAAGACCAAGCAUCCGGAAGAGGAUGCAACGGAGGCAGAGAGCCACGAAGUCAAGAGGCUGAAGUUUGACAAAGACAUGGAUGAAGAGGAGGAUGAGGUAGACAAGGAGAUGUCAUGUCCUGCACCUGCCCAAAGUUCAUCAGACAUGCCAGAAUCGUCAACAGAUGUUGUUGAGGAAGAAAAAGAUAAGUCUGCUGAUAUGCUCACCACAGACGAUCAUGAGCCCUCUAGUACUCAGACAGAAGAUCCCUUUGACGAGGAAGCGACAUCAGAGAGGAAGGCUGAGUAUGGCCCCACCCACAGACUAAAGAGUGACAACACCAUGGACCAGUCAGAGGAGCAGCUUGCUCAGUCAGGGAAUGAUCUGAGUUUAGAGGAACAGGAGGAAGGCGAUUGCAGUGACCCAGUAAGUAGCAGCAGUAGCAGCAAUGGGGAGGGAGCACCCAGUGAAGAGCCUAUCCCCUCUGCCUCUCCCAGCAGUACAGCUGAGUCGUUGGCAGAGGGCGCUGCUGCAGAAAACUGUUCGGAAAGCUCAGAGACUGCAGAUGAGCCCAUGGAACAGGACUAACCUGAGGCCCAACAUUACUUUACACUGUACCAAACCCAGGAGAUCUCUGUACCACUAUGGACCUGUAAUCUCCCAGCACAGGGAGGCUUUUUGUGUGAGGCCUCAGAGGAUUUUCACCCUCGGGUCUCUUCACGCCUUGUAAGACCCACCCACCUCCUGACGGCCACGCAUCAGUCCGUUUUUAAAAACUGGAACUUAUCAUUUAAAGUUCCCCUUCAGCUAUUUUUUUUAAAAGCCUGUGGCAUUCAAAAAAACGACUCAGCUGUACUUUUUCUUAUCACCUUGAUAGUUUUUAUUUCUCUCAUGGAUCACUGUCAUUUUAAUAUUUACUGCUAUUUUAGACACCAGUUCUAAAGCUGCUUGGUUAACAUUGUCAUAAGGAAUGAAUCAGCCACUUCUGUGUGUUUGUUGUGAUCUCAAUCUGUGGUGAAUGUAUCAUGUUGGCCGGCCCAGUUAGGGUCUCCUCUGGAUCUGUGGGAUGCCUUGGGUUUUCCCUUGGUAAAGCUACCGUUCACAUCUAUGUUUAAAUUUCUAGUGUAGUUGUCCAUACUUUGGAAUGUAAAGUACGAAGGAUUGUCCAUGACACACAUCUGUUCCAUAAAACCACUGGAAGCCCUUGCCCUGCAAGUUUGGUAAUCUUGCAAAGUAAACAUACCGAAACCAUGGAUUGCAACCAAUCCUCAUGUACUAUUGCACUCUGAUUGAACAAAACAGUGCUUUCAGAAAGUAUUCAUACCCCUCGACUUAUUCCACAUUUUUUUUACAGCUUGAAUUCAAAAUAGUGUAAAUGUUAACACAUAAUAUCCCAGAAUGAAAACAUAUUUUUAGAAGUCUUUGCAAAUUUAUUGAAAAUGAAAUAAAUAUCUAACUUAAAGGUAUACACACCCCUUUGUUAUGUCACACCAAACUGAGCUCAGGAGCAGCCAACUUCCUUUGAUCAUCCUUGAGCUGUCACUACAACUUGAUUGGAGUCCACCUGUGGCUGAUUAAUUUGUUUGGACAUGAUUUAGGAAAAACACCUGUCUAUAUAAGGUUCCACAGUUGACAGUUCAUGUCAAAGCAGAAACUAUUACCAUGAAGUCCAAGGGACUGUCCGUAGAGUGCGAGACACAACUGUGAUGAGGCAUAUAUCUGGGGGAAGGGUAUAAAACAAUUUUAGAGUUUUUGCGAGCGCAGUGGUCUCCAUCAUAGGGACAUUGAAAAAAUAUAGAUUUACCCUGCUGCCUAGAGCUAGCCGUCCGACCAAGGCAAGAAAGACCUUUGGUAAGGGAGGUGACCAAGAACCCAAUGACUACUCUGAUGGGAGAACCUGCCAGAAGGUUUAGAUUUUUUUAAACCUUUAUUUAACUAGGUAAGUCAGUUAAGAACAAAUUCUUUUUUUCAAUGACUGCAUAGGAACAGUGAAAAUAAGAAUUUGUUCUUAACUGACUUGCCUGUUCAGGGGCAGAACGACAGAUUUAUACUUUGUCAGCUUGUGGAUUAGAACUUGCAACCUUCCAGUUACUAGUACAACACUCUAACCACUAGGCUAACCUGCUGUUCUCAGAAGCCAGAAGUCUUUGUGCACUUCACCAAUCUGAGCUUUAUGGGUGAGUGGCCAGACAGAAGCUGCUCCUAGCAAAAAGGGACAUGAUGGAAGGCCUGGAGUUUGCAAAAAGUCAUAUGAAAGAUGGAGCAUAAGGCAAAAAUAUUAUGUUGUCUGAUGAGAAACAAAUUGGCCUGAAUGCAAAGCGCUAUGUCUAGAGAGAAACAGGCACAGCUAAUCACCCAUCUAACACCAUCCCUACUGUAUAGCGGUGGUGGCAGCAUCUUGCUAUAGGGAUACUUUUCAGUGGCAGGGAUUGAGAGACUGGUAAGGAUACCGCGAACAAUGAAUGGUGUCAAAUCCCUGAUGAGAACCUGCUUCAGAGUGCAAAUGACCUUGGACUGGGGUGAAGAUUUACAUUCCAACAGGACAAUGACCCCUGGAAUGACUGGAAUGACUUCAGAAUAAGAGUUUGAAAGUCCUUGAGUGGCUCAACCAAAGCCCAUUGAAAAUCUAUGGAGAGACUUGAAGAUUGCUGUUCACCGCCACUUCCCAUUUAACUUAACAGAGCUUGAGAAAAUCUGCAAGGAAGAAUGGGAGGAAAUCCCCAAAUCCAGAUGUGCAAAGCUGAUGCAGGACGUACCCAAGACGACACAAAGCUGUAAUCGCCACCAAAGGUGUUUUUGACUCGGGUGUGAAUACUUAUGUAAAUUAUAUGUAUUUAUGAUUCAAUACAUUUGCAAAAAUAAAUGUUUUCACUUUGACAUUAUGGGGUAUUUUGUGUAGGAAAAUUUAAUUUUGGGGCUUUAACCCAACAAAAUGUGGGAUAGGUUGAGGGGAAUGAAUACUUUCUGACAGCACUGUAUAGCUGUGAACAAAUUGCUCUAAACAUUCCAGGAGCACUCUAUCUCAUCGUUCUCUACCUUCUCACCUGUUGCUAAGUCCUCCAAAACAUCAGAAGACAAUAAUAUUGGCAAUUUCCUGAUUUCGGUUGUCUGACAGUAUUGAGUGAAUGCUUUUGUUUGUUGACCACAGUUACUGUCAGUUUUUGUGUCCGAUUUACUCAAAUGGUAAGAAAACAUGGUUUACUUUAGUUCUCACAAUCUUUUCAAUUGAAUAAAAUUACAUUUGUCAAAUUGAAAUGUCAAUAUCAGCACUAACUGUCAUUGAUCACAAGAAUCUUGUUUGAUUUUAUUUUGAGAGUUUACUGGCUGCCAUAUCUUUACCAGUUUCUGCAACUGUCUUUUUAUAUAUUAGGAUAAACAUUUCUGUAAAGUAGAUUUUGUAGAUUGUAAUAUGUGUUCACUGCCUUUGUGAAACCGAUUGACAUCUCUGUAAAUUGAAUGAUUGGCUUUCAGCACAGUAUUCAUAUGAAGCAAUAAAUGCUAACAUUUUAA